This is a messenger RNA of Numida meleagris (helmeted guineafowl), 2788 nucleotides long. RefSeq names its product CMP-N-acetylneuraminate-beta-galactosamide-alpha-2,3-sialyltransferase 4-like. Bases 801 to 1961 code for a protein of 386 amino acids. Gene Ontology annotation, biological process: glycolipid biosynthetic process. Gene Ontology annotation, molecular function: sialyltransferase activity. NCBI's taxonomy places the organism in Eukaryota, Metazoa, Chordata, Aves, Galliformes, Numididae. The transcript has 12 exons. The record is from RefSeq and is a predicted model, not a curated record.
UGUCCCCAUAGCACACUAUGCUGCCAGGGCUUCCUAUUUAAGGCCAGCCCUGAUGCCUUGCAGGUGCUGCCUGUGUCAAGGAGGACCAUGGAACCUCCUUGAUGUGGUGUGGGGGAACAGCAGCUGCCAGCCCUGGAAUUUGGAGGGCAGCCUUGCUCCAGCAGGCUGGCAACCAGCAGAAGGGUCUUCUUGAAUGGAUUAAUCAGCCUUAAAAAGGUCUUCUUCCAGGCCAUAGACUGAGGGAAAGAGGAUGGACUGAAAGCAUCCCCAAGUACUUCUCUGUGGCUGAGCUGAGGUUUGUACCCAGCUCAUUGAGGAUAAUUAGAUGAUCAUCAUCAGAUGGGGAAGCUCAGCACUUGCUUUCUGCAACAUCCCUCCAAGAGAUAAGCAUAUUAUUCUUGUUUUUCACCAGCCUGAGCCAGCAAUUGUCUGUGUGAACUGUGGUGCUGUCCCUGUAUAAUUAAGGCUGUCAUUCAGACUUGUACACCUAAACACUACAAACUCCACAGCUUAGGAGGAUUGAUCACAGGACUUUAGCGAUAGUCAGAGCAGCUCUUUGUGGACUCCUUCUUUUGUCAGUGGAACAAACUGUGGGGCGUGAGAAUGGAACAUCCUUGGGAUGGUGGUGAAGUACUUCCAGUCCUCACUGGAUACACAGCUGUGAUGCCAGGUCCUGUGCAGGCAGUGGGAUGAGCUGCACUGAUCCUGAUCAAUGUGCAUGUGGGUCUUGUGGGUCAGCAGACAGAGCGUGGGGGGUAUCCAUGCUGUGAGGACAGAGGCACGGCAUUGAGAAAUCCAGGAUGCGCGUGAAGACAAGCAUGAAUGCCAUAGCUGUAGUCAGAAGACUCUUCCUUGUCCUUUUCCAGAGCAAAAAGCUGCUGUUUUUGCUGUGUAUGGGUCUGUGCAUGAAGAGCCUGUACUAUGUGACGAACACACUUGGCAAGCAUAUUGAAAAUGGAGCCCUUUACGUGGUCUUUGGAGGGGACAUGUUCAUGGACAGCAAUGGUCAGGAGCUGGGAGACAGGACAACACGGAGGCACGUUGGUACUUGCCGGAGACGCUUCAUUUGGAGAAAGCCUUUUCUUGGAAGGUUUGAAUCUCACUGGGAGCCUUUCCUCACCAGCAAAUCCAUAUACUCACUCUUGGACAGGCCUUUUAAACAGGAGCUUGAAGAAGUUCUGUGGUACCAUAAACUUCCUUUUGGGCUGCAGAGCUCAGUUCUCUCUGCUUUUAGCACAUUGCAGCUUCUUCCAGAGCAGGAUUUGCCUGGAUCCUUUGGCCGCUUAUGGUGCCAAAGGUGCAUUGUGGUCGGCAAUGGCUACUCUAUCCAUGGCCAGCACUUUGGGAAAAUGAUUGACUCUCACCAUGUUAUCAUAAGAUUAAAUGAUGCUCCAGUAAAAGAGUACAAGAAGGAUGUGGGAGAAAGAACCAGCAUUCGUCUCUUCUUCCCUGAAUCAGCCCUGCCUAACCCUCUGGAAAACAAUGACAACGAUACACUGAUGGUGUUUGUCCCAUUCAAGCCUCUGGAUUUCUUAUGGCUGAGGGAAGUAUUACUGAAAACAAAGAACAAGACAAAGGAGGGAUUUUGGCGCCAGCCUCCCCAGGAGUGGAACUGGAACGUCUCUCAGCUACGUAUUCUCAAUCCAUAUGUCACUUAUCAGGCAACGUACAAACUGCUGCAGCUGAAUGAAUCAAGUGGGAGAUAUGCCACCACGGGAAUCAUUGCUUUGAACUUAGCCCUCCAUCUGUGCCAAGAGGUCAACAUUGCAGGCUUUGGUUACCCUGGCAACCAUGACACCACUACGCCAAUACAUUAUUACAAUACUGGUCUCUCACGGAGAAAAAAAAACGAGCUCUUUCAGCAUAAUAUCACAGCUGAGAGGAACUGGCUGCUGAAAAUGAUUGAGUGGGGAGUGAUUGCUGACUUAACCAGCCAUGCCUUCCAGGCCCAGAACCACUGAGAGAAGGCCGUGCUGCUUGCUGUCCCCAUCCAGACACCCCAGUUGGGCUUUGCCCUUGUUCCAGAUUGUUUUGAGCAUGUCAUAGUGCAUCCUUGCCCAAGUGGAAUGGGAGGUCAAACCCUGAGAUUCAGAGCACCUUCCUCGUUCUGUGUUGGCCUCUGGCUUCCACCACUGCCUGCUGCAGUGGAGGGUUGGGAGUGUUGCACAACACUUCUUCCUUGGGUAAUCUCCUCCUGGUUUGUAAUCAGCUAUCUUGUACUCACUGUGCUAUUUAUGAAAAGCACCAGGCUGAGAUGCCAAGCUGGUCUGCUGGCCCUGAGAAACUCAGGGAUGAAGGUGCAGGGUUUACCCUGAGAUUUCAAACACCUUCAUACACAAAUUGGGGCAAAAGAAAGUUAUACCCAUCACUAUGGAAAAGGACUAGGUUAAAAACACAGAAUUCUAGUGUCUUGCUAAUGGAAAAUGUUAAUGUCAGCAGUAAACACCAAAAAAUUGUUUAUUUUAUUGUUCUGUUUGAGAAUAAAUGUACUGCUGUUUUCAAGGAGUUGGCACUGUCUUCUGUGAGGGGGAUUCCUCAUGGGGACAGGUGAGAGUUAGAUGAUCUGAGAUCAUAUGGUUCAUGGACCCACGUAGCGCCCUUUAUUUUCCUCUCAGCACGCUGCUCUGAGCUUUGCGUGCUUCUUGCUCUUUGUUCAGAGAAUAGAGCCACCCUUCCGAGUCUGCUUUGUGUGCUGAAGAUCUUCCACAUUUAAGAAACCUCAUUAAAAGCUCCACCUAUCUGUGGCUGCCUCGUGUCUGCAUUCUACCCCUGUGGCCACAUCUUCUCG